AUGAACUCGUCAACUUCAACUCCGCCGUCCGCGACACCGCCAUCCCAUCACAAUCCUUCCAAUCAACCUUUUGUCUCUACCAAAGCCAUCGCCGAUCUCCCCCUCAGGCCCGCUAUUCACCCAGACAACAUGCAGUGGCCGCCUUUUGAAGAGAGUGAAGAGUGGUGUCUUAUGGGACGCCAGCUCCGACGAUUCCUCGAAGCCGACCGGUAUCAUGCCAGCAAGGUCGUCCACGACGACUUCACUUGGAUGGAUAAGUGGUGUCCUGCGUCUCAUUGUAGACCUAACGAACCCUGGUUUGGAGAAGGUUGGUUUAGAAGCGACGAAAUCUUUUACCGUGAUCUUGACGCCUGGAGAGCGGAGAUGGCGCGAUAUGACGAGAUGGAAACUGCUCAACAGUUGUUCCAGGAAAUGCCACAUGGAUAUGGCAUCCACGCCAGUGGCUACAACCAACGCCAUGUUCAGUUCGACUACAACAGACCUUCUUCUGCUCCUUCUGACCCUCCUGCUUUCCUCAUGAGACCCUGGCCGUUCCAGGAUGACGCGAACCACCCAGCCUCUGAGGACUUCUAUUUCCCACCUCGCCAUCGUUCCGUCAACUCUUUCCCGGAACCACAACUUCUCUCUCACCACCAUCGAGCGCCCGACAACUCUUUCGGCGUAUCUUCACGGGAAACGGACCUGAGCUUGGCCGAGGCUACCACAGCCAGAUCGUCCGCGACUGCGACUCCCACCCGUUCUCGUGGCAAAGGCAAGUUGCUUCCUUCUCGGGACCGCAGCAUCUCUCCUCGUGCGAGACUUCCCGCCCCUGAAGCCAGUACCGCCUCUGGUACACGACGAUGGAACGACUAUCGCCAGAGAGAGCCUCUUGCCUCGUCUCGGUUCGAUAAUAGUGACAUCAGUCCAGUGCACACUUCUCGAGACGACGACAACGCGUUGCUGAACGACAACACUGUCGACCACAGCCUCACCAUGGCGAACGACAGUUCCCUUGUCCAAAACUCCCAUGUCUAUGAGGACGACGACGAAGCUGUUCACCAUUCGAGCACGGUGCAGGCCCGGGUUCGGCACCAGUUACAGCAACAUCUGUCACAGUUCCGAUUCAGACAGCACAACAACAACGACCCCGGUUCCCAGGAAGCCACACCAACCAAAGGUCCCAACAUGGCCCGCCGUGAUAUGGACUUCAACGAUUCGAGAGGUUUCAUACUUGAAAGUCAAGGGCACGGCAGCGGAGACACCGGAUCUCAGCAUCAGCAACUGUCACACCCCAACCAGCUUGCCCCUAUUGUGGCACCUCAGCCUUCUUGGCAGCCGGAAGAAUACCAGUGCUAUCUUGACUUCGGUCAGUCACGUCGAGCCCCGACCAAUGCGGAUUUCGUACAGCUCCAACAACAAUAUCAGCAGCAACUCCAAAUCCAACACCCGGUCUGGCCACACCACAUCCUCACUACUAGUGGCCCGGGACCGAAUGAAAGCCAGUUUGAUGAGAUUGAUCAUUGUCAAAGGUCACUCAUGCGGCAUGACUAUCCCUUGCUAGCCCAUUCAAACCUCACUGGCCAUCUGCAACCCCAGUUAAAUCCGUUUCAUACGGGAGGUCCAGCUCUUCAGCCACCUAUCGGCACUGGUCUUCCAGGAAGCCAGGAAGGUAUCCAGAUUGGUCCCACGUCUUUCCUUCCAUCCACUCCUGUAGAGGAGCUUGUCUCUACUCCAGAGGCGGCCCCUCUCCAGCGGACUACUAGUCGGGACGCGAGCAGGGUGCAUGCUGGCACAUCCAACGACUCUCCCCCCGGGCCUGAUGAAAAGCCUGCAGCAUUGGCCUCAAUCAACAGUGCCUCGGUCUCACUCAAGAGUCACAGUCAAAAGCUCUAG
Messenger RNA from Ilyonectria robusta, 1872 nucleotides. RefSeq lists its product as uncharacterized. Lineage: Eukaryota; Fungi; Ascomycota; Sordariomycetes; Hypocreales; Nectriaceae. The transcript has a single exon. The coding region runs from base 1 to 1872 and encodes 623 amino acids. The record is from RefSeq and is a predicted model, not a curated record.